Molecule: messenger RNA, 1044 nt
Organism: Annulohypoxylon truncatum
Lineage: Eukaryota; Fungi; Ascomycota; Sordariomycetes; Xylariales; Hypoxylaceae
Product: NAD(P)-binding protein
Exons: 2
Coding region: 1-1044 (347 amino acids)
Source: RefSeq, a predicted model, not a curated record
AUGGCCUCAUCUAAGGAUUUACCACCAUGGAAUAUCCCAUUCUUCCCUAACAUCUUCGUGAAGAACCAAUUCUGUACCAAACCUGAAAGACCACCAAAGACAACUGACCUCACCGGAAAAGUGGCAAUCAUCACGGGAUCUAACACAGGUCUGGGAUUUGAAGCCGCUAAGCAAAUGCUAGAGCUCCGUCUAUCACACCUGAUCAUCGCGGUACGAAGUAGCGCAAAAGGAGAAGCCGCCGCCGCCAAGCUUCGAGCCCAAUUCCCGAAAGCCACCAUCGAGGUCAUGCUGGUGGAUAUGAGCCGGUACGACUCCAUCCAAGAUUUCGUCCUGCGCGUGGAAAGCCAACUGUCCCGUCUCGACAUCGUCAUCCUCAACGCCGGCUUGAUGAAACUCACGUAUAACGCUGUGCCUGACACGGGCCACGAGGAGAUCGUCCAGGUCAACUACUUGUCCACGGUACUGCUCGCCAUCCUUCUGCUCCCUAUCCUCAAGAGCAAGUCCCCUACCGGCACGCCAGGACGGCUGACAAUCAUCAACGCGGCGCUGGCGCUGACCGCGCCACUGCCGACGCCCAAGGGCCACAAAUCCCUCUUCGAAGCCCUCGACGACCCUAAGCUGUUCCCCGCUUACAGCGACAAGCAGUACAACGCCUCCAAGGUGCUCGCGCACAUGUGGGCCUACAAGCUCGUCGACUACGUCUCCGCGGACGACGUGGUCGUGAACCUGGUCUGUCCAGGCUUCGUCAAGGGUACUCAGUUAAGCCGCGACGUGAGUGUCUUUGUCAAGCCCGUAAUGGCCCUUUUCGCCGCUGCGGCUGCGAGGAACGUAAGCGAUGGCGCUUCGACGUACUUGGACGCGGCUUUGGUUAAGGGGAAGGAGUCGCAUGGGUCGUUUAUCAUGAGUUGGAAGAUUUCGCCGUAUAAUUCAUUCCUUUACACUCCUGAAGGCAGGGAGGCUGCGGAUAAGUUAUGGCAGGAGACUAUGGAGCAGCUUGAAUUUGCUGGUGCUCGUGGCAUUAUAGAGUCGAUGAAGAAGCAGUGA